Molecule: messenger RNA, 2720 nt
Organism: Mizuhopecten yessoensis (Yesso scallop)
Lineage: Eukaryota; Metazoa; Mollusca; Bivalvia; Pectinida; Pectinidae
Product: aquaporin AQPAe.a-like
Exons: 4
Coding region: 407-1342 (311 amino acids)
Biological process (GO): transmembrane transport
Cellular component (GO): plasma membrane
Molecular function (GO): water channel activity
Source: RefSeq, a predicted model, not a curated record
CACAUGUGAUGACGACUUAGUAUCUGUGUUUGUUAGCCAAGAGAACGGUACUGCUAAUCGUUCAUCUAUUGUGUGUAGUAGCUAUAGCGGCGAGGCUGACACAACCGUCACUUUUUUUCAAAUUUACGGGAGACCCAGUUUGGAGUGGUGUAAGCUAGGAUUCUGUUUCUGUCGGCGUUCCCUUUGGACCGAAUUCCCUCUGUAGUAAAUGGGCGUGGUUUGCAGAGGUUGUUUUUAAUGAACAGGAGAUCCCUCAGACCAAUACCAGUGCCAAACCGCUUGUCAAAACGCAUGCGUAGUGAGCGUGUGGGGGAAAUUAAAUUUUCAAAGUAUAAGAAGUUGUAGCCGGACCAGCGUGGUCGCAGUAGCAACAGAACUUUGUAUCAAUAGGAACUGGUAUCGGACCAUGUGGAAAAUCAUGCAGGAGAAUUUGGAGGAUCUUACUAGCCCCAAUCUAUGGCGCUCCGUAGCCGCCGAGUUGGUGGGAACUAUGUUCCUGGUGUUUUUCGGGUGUGCCUCAGCCUUACCCCAGCAAUCUACCGGGGGGGUGUCGGGCACAGACUUAUUAGCGUUGCCCCCUUCCACCGUCCAGAUAGCCCUUACUUUCGGUUUAAUUGUUGGCACAAUGGUAUGGGCCAUCGGUCACAUUAGCGGGGGUCACAUCAACCCCGCGGUGACCAUCGGCGCCCUUGUCACCAGACGGGUCAGUAUUGUCCGUGGAAUUAUGUACAUCGUGGCCCAAAUCCUGGGAGGAUUGGUAGGUGCCGGGAUUCUGUACGGCCUCACCCCCAUGGACACCCAGGGGACCCUAGGAGUAAACGCCCUUAAGGGCGCGGUCACCGAUGCCCAGGGCUUUGGUGUGGAGCUUAUGAUUACAUUCGUUUUGGUUUUCACUGUGUUAGCUUCCAUUGACACAGAAAGGAACGAUUUGAACGGAUCUGCCCCCUUGACCAUUGGUCUUGCAGUGGUAGCUGGACAUUUGGUGGCCAUCCAGUACACCGGAUGUAGUUUGAACCCAGCCAGGAGCUUCGGUCCAGCAGUCGUAACCGGUAAAUGGGAAAACCACUGGGUUUUCUGGAUUGGACCCCUGGUUGGAGGAUUUUUAGCCGCCAUCUUGUAUGAAUACCUCUUUUCCGCCGGUGCUACCUUCUCCCGAACACGAAAGUUCUUGAUCAGAAGCCGCAAACCCAAGGAGAAGCCGGCGUCUGAUGAGAAGGUCGAGAUCAUCGAGAUCGAAAUGAAGAAAGAGGCAGAGCCAGAGGCGGAAGUAGACGUGGAGGCUGCGCAAGCGGAAGUGCAAGAUGAUGAGCCCCUCAUUGACGGUAAACCAGCUAGCGAGUAACUGAUCACAGAUCAAGCGCCCAAGAGCCAUAGAUCAGCUCAACAAAUGAUCUGAGUCAAGAAUACUCUUAGUUCCAGUCGAAGAAUACUCAUAAGAUGAUGAUGGUGAAGAGGAAGGUAUAUAUUUUUACAUACAUGUAAAUUAGGUGUUUGUGAAUGAUGGUUACAUUUUUAAAAACAUGGAGAAUAAUUUAAUAAUAUGUCAGCUUUUCUUGCCUGAUAUUUCCUAUUACUAAGAAGUUGAUUUAUAUAUAUGUAUAUUACAUCGGCAUAAGUUCAUGUCAAUUUCAAAAUCUUGGAUUCAAUAUAAGUUCUGUAUUUUAUAUCUAAACAGAAUUAAUGGAUAUGAGAUCUAUCGGGUGUUGAAUGUAUAAAGUAUUUUGAGAUGUUGUUGAACUAUUGUAAAAUAUGCAUUUUGUUCAAAUAUGUGUACUCUUAAUAAUGGGAACAUAUGAUAACUAAGCCAAUACGCCUGUCGAGCGGUUGGAACGGGAGCCACGUGUAAUAAGCAUGUCUCUGGUCGUUUAUACACGACAAUAAGCACACACACAAAAAUCACGUUUUAAUUUUAAAAGUGUUCUAAAUGGCAAAAAACUUUUGUUUUAUUAACCAAUUUUAUAUUCCUUUUAACUUUUAUUGCAUACAAUUUUAUGCGUUUCAUUUAAAUGACUGUUUAUGCUGAAGCUGAGGUGCUCACGAAAUUAUUGAUUUAAUUCUACUUGCAUCAAAUUCAAUCCAUUUUAUUAAUAAAAUUAUAAGCAAGAUAUCUAUGCAUGUUAUAAUAACGACGAGUGUGUCAUCUAAUUCUUUAUUAUUCUCAUUUUUAAAUGAAAGAUUAAUAUAAUUCCUAUAUCAUAAUCCCACAAUACAUUGUACAUCAAUAAGUAUUGAGCGACGUUGAUUUUCAAUGGUCGUUUUUAAUUACCAGCAUUAUUUCAUUACUUAUAUCUAUAAAUAUUUGUACACGUAUAUACAUUUUAUAUCCCUAUGUUUUAUGUCUUUUAGCUAUCUGGUGCCAAUUUAUUUCCUAUGUGCCUUUCGAAAGCUCACUCCGAUUGGCCAGUUCCUGUCUCAUUCGGAUUCAAUAAAGUUUAAGAAAAUUGUUACAUGAUUUGUCGCGUCAAAGCUCGCGUUCCCAUGGUAAUAUGUCCGUAAAGGAUUUUUACAAAAUGUUUCGAAUGGAAUAAAAACUGGCUUAUAUCUCGGAAGUGGGAUUUUGGAAAUGGACACUAGAUUUGUAUGUAUCUUGUAUGUAUGGUAUUACCUCAGUUUCAUGUUAAAUGGCCCAGGUGUGCCCUAGAACAUUUAGAUUUUGUAUUGUUUAUCAAAUUGCAUUAAGUGUAAAUUCAUGAUUCAUUAAAGAUUUAAUAGUCUGUAGU